Messenger RNA from Galeopterus variegatus (Sunda flying lemur), 2097 nucleotides. RefSeq names its product vitamin D3 hydroxylase-associated protein-like. The record is from RefSeq and is a predicted model, not a curated record. The transcript has 15 exons. Bases 1 to 1869 code for a protein of 622 amino acids. Gene Ontology annotation, biological process: fatty acid catabolic process. Gene Ontology annotation, molecular function: fatty acid amide hydrolase activity; amidase activity. NCBI's taxonomy places the organism in Eukaryota, Metazoa, Chordata, Mammalia, Dermoptera, Cynocephalidae.
AUGCUACUCUUGCUGGCCCUGCUGGGGGCUGCCCUGCUGGGGGCUGCACUGCUGGGGGCUGCCCUGCUCUCCUGGAAGCGUGCCCCAGCCCGGAAUAAGAUCCCUAGGGCACAGAAGCAUAGAGAGAUGGCGCUGAAGCAGAUGGAGGCCCUGGCCCAGCGUCUCCGGCAGCAGGAGCCAGACCUGGACCCCAAGCCCAUCCUGGAGCUGCCCCUGGUACAGCUGGCCCAGAAGCUGCGGGAUGAAGAGCUGAGUCUGGAGAGUGUCCUCUGUAGCUACUUAGAACAGGCGCUGAAGGUGCACCAGGAGGUGAACUGCCUGACGGAUUUCCUGGGGGAAUGUGAGGAACAACUGCAGGCUUUGAAGAAGCUUAAAAAGAGCGAGAGAGGCCUUCUCUAUGGGAUCCCCAUAAGCCUCAAGGACCCCUUUGACUGCAUGGGCCAUGACUCCACGUGUGGCAUAGCCCAGUUCCUGGAGAAGCCUGCAACCAAGGAUGGGGUCAUCGUGAAAGUGUUCAAGGCCCAAGGAGCUAUUCCCUUUGUUAAGACCAACAUCCCACAGACACUGCUCAGCUGGGAUUGCAGCAACCCUAUCUAUGGCCAGACCCUGAACCCUUUGAAUUUAAAGAAGACAUCUGGAGGCUCCUCAGGGGGUGAGGGAGCUCUGCUGGCAGAAAGGGGUUCCAUCCUGGGCAUGGGCACAGACACAGGUGGCAGCAUCCGCAUACCAGCCAGCUUUUGUGGUGUCUAUGGCCUUCGGACCACGGGAUACCGCCUCAGUUACUCUGGAGUCGCCACUGCCAUCAAGGGGAAGAAAUCAGUAACGACAGUGGCUGGUCCCCUGGCCAGGGACGUGGAGAGUCUGGCUUUGUGCCUGCGAGCCCUGCUGAGUGAAGACAUGCACUGGCUGGACCCCACUGUGCCCCCCAUACCCUUCAGGGAAGAGGUGUACUCCAGUAACCGGCCCCUUCGAAUCGGCUACUAUGAAUCAGAUGGCUACACCCAGCCAUCCCCUAGCAUGGCCAGGGCUGUGCAGCUUACCUGCAGGCUACUUCAGGAUGCAGGACACCAGGUCAUCCCCUUCUCCAUCCCCCAUAUAGAGUACGCCUUCGAACACCUGUACACUGGGGGUCUGUUUGCUGAUGGAGGGGCCACCCUUCUGCAGAAGCUAGAGGGGGACAUUGUGGAUCCCAGCAUAAAGGGUUUAGUCAACCAGCUCCGCCUGCCAGAUCUACUCAAGUGUUUCUUGGCCUGGAUCCUGAAGUACACAGAUCCCCGAGCUGGCCAGAGUUUUGAAGAGGUUCGUGGAGUGGGGACACCCAAGAGACUAUGGGAGCAGCAGGCAGCUGUGGAGGUGAUGCGUGCCUGGGAAGACCUCAAGGGGCUGCUGGAACUGGGGCAGCAGAGACCUGGGUGCACCUGUCCUUGUCUGGCAAACAAUGACUACUGGUGGUCCUACCCCUUUCAACCCUUACUGUCCCUGCAGGAAUAUCAGCAAGAAUUCAUAGCCAAGUGGAGGUCCCUGGACCUGGAUGUGCUGCUGGCGCCAUCUCUGGACCCUGCUUUCUGUAUAGGCUAUCCUGCCUUGGCACCAGAAAGUGCCUCCUACAUGGGCCUGUACAACCUCCUGAACUUCCCCGUGGGCGUAGUGCCCGUCACCACCGUGACCCUCCAGGAUGAGGAGGAACUGGCCUUCUACAAGGGAUACUAUGGAGAUAGUUCUGACAAAAAUUUCAAGGAGGGGGCGAGAGGGUCUGUGGGACUGCCAGUGGCUGUGCAGUGCAUCGCUUUGCCAUGGGAAGAGGAGCUGUGUCUCCGAUUGAUGAAGGAGGUGGAUACAUUGGUCAAGAACCAGAAGGCACCCAACUGACAGGCCUCUUCUUCUCCUGGAGGGCUUUCUAGACCCUCACCCAGGUCUGGCCCUGGUGCCUCUUCCUUCUCAUAAAUACCAUGUCUGCCUCAUGUCUCAUCCUGUAGGGACCCCAGUGUUCCUAUCAUUUGUGGCCCCCCUGUGUAAGUGCUCAAUACAUGGACUCCCCAGAUCGGCCUAAGAUGGGGAGCAGGGGAAGGGGCUCAAUAAACAUUUUCUGGCUGGCCA